AUGAAGGACUGCGAGUACCGGCAGAUCCCGCCCGGGGCGGCGGCGGCGGCUCCGGGCCCGGGCACAGCCGCCUCGCCGCCCCCGCCGCCCGCCGUCCCCCCGCGGCCGCGGCGGCCCCGCAGGAAGUGGGAGGUGUUCCCGGGCCGCAACCGCUUCUUCUGCGGCGGCCGCCUCAUGCUGGCGCGGCACAGCGGCGUCUUCGUCCUCACCCUCGGCCUCAUCCUGGUCACCAGCGGCCUCUUCUUCGCCUUCGACUGCCCAUUCCUUGCCACUCACCUGACCUUGGCCAUCCCCAUCAUUGCCGCCGUCCUCUUCUUCUUUGUCAUCAGCUGCCUGCUCCAGACAAGCUUCAGAGACCCAGGAAUCCUGCCCAGAGCCACCCCAAGUGAGGCAGCAGACCUGGAAAAACGGAUUGACAGCAUGGGGACCUCCACGUACCGCCCUCCCGCCCGCACCAUGGAGGUGGUGAUCAACAAGUACGUGGUGAAGCUCAAGUACUGCUACACCUGCAAGAUGUUCCGCCCCCCGCGCACCUCCCACUGCAGCGUCUGCGACAACUGCGUCGAGAGAUUCGAUCACCACUGCCCCUGGGUGGGGAACUGUGUGGGGAAGCGCAACUAUCGCUUCUUCUACGCCUUCAUCCUCUCCCUCUCCUUCCUGACCGCCUUCAUCUUCGCCUGCGUCGUCACCCACCUCACCCUGCGUUCUCAAAGGGAUGGAUUCCUGGCCACUCUGAAGACGACACCCGCAAGCGUGCUGGAGCUGGUGAUCUGUUUUUUCUCAGUCUGGUCUAUUUUGGGCCUCUCAGGUUUUCACACUUAUUUAGUCGCCUCCAACCUGACAACAAAUGAAGAUAUCAAAGGGUCCUGGUCAAAUAAGAGGGGCUCGGAGUUUGCCAAUCCCUACAGCCAUAAAAGUAUCCUCACAAACUGCUGUGCAGUGCUGUGUGGACCAUUCCAUCCCAGUUUGAUAGACAGAAGAGGAUUUAUCCAGCCAGAUAACGGGAGCCCGUCCAGCCCUAAGAGCGAAAUCCCUUCCUUUGGAGCCAAAACUGACACCAGCAUGGUAGGAGGCCUUCCCUAGCAGUGCUGUGAUGUUCCCAGUGCCUGCUGUGCCUGCACCUUGCUCCAGCCAGUACUUUCCCCUCUCACCACCUCCCCAGCCUCAGGCAGGACAGCCCUGUGACCCAGAGCUGCCAAAGACUCACUCGAGCCAUACGUUGCCUUUCUUUUUUUUUUACAUUUAUUUAUUAUUUUUUUUGUUUGUUUAUUUGUUUCACUGUGAUGUGGCCUGUCGGGACUUUUUGGCUGGCAGAGCCUGACAGCUUGUGGGACUCUGGGACUCGUGCCAAAAGCAGGGGUCCCUGCUGCACCCGGGGAGCCCCCAGACCUCUGAGCCCCCAGCGUCUGCUCCGGCGGAUCGCUGUGAUUCCUGCCGGGAGUCGUGAGGUGGGCCAAGGGUGGGAGGUGGGGACUGGCAAAUGGUUUCCCCUCUGGGCUGGAGGAGGUAUGAGCUCCCUGGUAUCCCUGGUGUAUCCACGAACACAUCCUGCUCCCCUGUGCCGACGUGGAAGGGCUGUUCUGUCCCUUCACAGCCGGGGUCUCACCGCGGCCGCUGCCGGAGUGGCUUUCCUUGUCCAGAGGCUGCUGUGCCGUGGUAAGUUGGGCUGUUCAGCUGGGAGGACUCUGGCUCCCAGCAGACCUGGGAGUUAGUGAAGAUGUCCUGGUGCUGCUGAUCCUGUUUUCUGGCUGGUUGCUGAGGGAGGGGCUGAAGGACACUGUUUUGGCCCUGCCGGUUGGUCAGACACGUUUUGCAGCAACAUGAGUUUGGGGGACCCUCCUUUAACAGGGAAGAAGAAGCACUCUGUGCUCUGUGACUCCCCUCGUGACAUGCUGGUUGGCAAGUCUACAGCUGUCAGAUUUGGGAACUGUAGCCUGCCAGGAUUAUGUCCUGUCUGUAAGAGACCAAGAGUCAACAGAAAAGUGUGAAUUCCUGAGGGUUCCGCCCUUUCUGGGUGGAGUUUUCCAGAGGAAGCAGUGAGAGGGUCUGAUAACCUCAUGAUCUGCUCUUGGUUUGGGUUUCUGGACAGCAGAGUGUCCCCAGGGCUGUUCCCAGCAGCUUGGGAGUGAUUCCAGCUGCCUGGGCUCAUCCAUGAAGGGAUGUCCCCAGCCCCUGGGGAGCAGUUCCAGCUG
This is a messenger RNA of Lepidothrix coronata (blue-crowned manakin), 2192 nucleotides long. RefSeq names its product zinc finger DHHC-type containing 18 (gene ZDHHC18). Gene Ontology annotation, molecular function: protein-cysteine S-palmitoyltransferase activity. Gene Ontology annotation, biological process: peptidyl-L-cysteine S-palmitoylation; protein targeting to membrane. The record is from RefSeq and is a predicted model, not a curated record. Lineage: Eukaryota; Metazoa; Chordata; Aves; Passeriformes; Pipridae. The transcript is spliced from 8 exons. Gene Ontology annotation, cellular component: endoplasmic reticulum; Golgi apparatus. The coding region runs from base 1 to 1083 and encodes 360 amino acids.